GCUCUGAAUGAGGAGUCGAUUCCCCUUGAUGGAAUCGAUUCCAACCUUUGGAAUCGACUCUCGAUUCCCAACGCCUCGGAAUCGAGGAAUCGAUUCUUUUUGGAAUCGAUUCCCAGCCCUACUAUAACCGCCCAUCAGGGUUUCAGCAGAUGUAACACGUGGGGAACAACCUCAAAGUUUGAAUUUCCUGACGCAUGCUGCGUGUGUUGUUGCGCUUUCCAGAACAUUUUCCUGCAAGGACGCUCUAACGCAAGGAUAUUUUCUCGAGACCGAGAGAUCCAGACUGCCGAAAGAUGCACCGGACCGCUCUUUUAAGGUGUCUGCUCAGCGUAUCACUGAUGAAUCAAGUGAGUGGUUUGGAAACUCUCACCAGCAAGUAUGGAGACCCCAUUGAAAUCCCAUGCAACAAAGGGCAAUUCAAGGAAUCAGAUGUCACAUUAGUUAAAUGGAAAUAUGACAAAGAUGGCAACAUACUGGUGAAACAACUGGAUCAGAAUGCCACUAUUUCAACUGAUGUCAAUUACAAGAACAGAGUCAGCAUUAAAAAAGAUUUCAGCCUCAUCAUCACACAAGUGACCAUGGCCGAUCAGAGAACCUUCACCUGCAUGGUGGUGUGGAAAGAAGACAUUUUAGAGUACCCUGUUCAACUGACCAUUUACAAGGUUCCAUCGCGACUUCAGAUUACAAACCUAACGACUGCAAUGGCAAUCGGCAAACCGACUAUGUUAGCGCAGUGUCGUACUGAAGGUGCCAGUCCAGCUGCCAACAUCACAUGGUUCAAGAAUAAAACUCCACUUAUGACUGAUGGAGCAGCCGUUAAAAUCAACACAAAUGUGGAUGUUGAUGAGACAAGACUAUCCACGACAACUUCAACCCUUGAGUAUACAGCAGUGAAGGGAGACAUUGAUACCAAGUUCACCUGUCAGGUUCAACACAUCUGGUCUGCUAACAUGGAUUCCUCGCCUCUUGUCUUCACUGUGAACUAUGCUACUGAGAAGGUCAAUCUCCAAGUUGUGUCCCAGGGUCCUUUUAAGGAAGGGGACAAUGUGACCCUCAAAUGCACAGCAGACGGAAACCCUCCACCCUCUAGCUACAGCUUCUACAUCGACGGAGAGAAAAAGACUGUGGACUCCAACAUAUACACCUUGACCAAUGUCACCCGGGAGAACACUGGAGAUUACAAAUGUUCACUAGUGGACAACGAGGAUAUUGCGGCUUCUGUACCCAUCACAGUUGAAUAUCUUGAUGUGGUCCUUAGCACCACUGGUAAAAUUGUUAAGAAACUCGGUGAGAGCUUAGAGGUGACUGUAGAUGUUAAAGCUUCAGGAGCGGCACAAACUUCUUGGAAGAAGGGCAAUGCCAAGCUGAAUAGCCUUCCCAAGUUUGACAAGUUGACAUACUCCGACUCUGGCAUGUACGAGUGUGUUGUUUCCAUGGCUGGCCUCAAGGAAACGCGAACAUUUGAAUUAGUAGUUGAAGGUCCUCCAGUCAUUAAGAACCUGAUCAAGGAGCGUGGUGAGGGCAUGACCAAGGUCCUGAAAUGUGUGGCUGAAGGCUCUCCAAAACCCACAGUACAGUGGAGUGUCAAUGGCACAAGUGCUGAGAGUGCUUAUGAGCAUGGCAAAGUCACAUACAGCAUCAUUAUCGAUCCAAAGGGCAAUCUCACUGUGUCCUGCACAGCCUCCAAUGUCUUGGGCUCUGACAUUAAGAGCAUUAAUGUGUCAGCACUUGUUUAGGACGUGACGAUGGA
Molecule: messenger RNA, 1750 nt
Organism: Sinocyclocheilus rhinocerous
Lineage: Eukaryota; Metazoa; Chordata; Actinopteri; Cypriniformes; Cyprinidae
Product: CD166 antigen homolog A-like
Exons: 14
Coding region: 294-1736 (480 amino acids)
Biological process (GO): cell-cell adhesion
Cellular component (GO): plasma membrane; cell-cell junction
Molecular function (GO): cell adhesion molecule binding
Source: RefSeq, a predicted model, not a curated record